AUGCGUUGGGCUGAGUUGUUGGGUUGGAGGAUUGGAGGAGGCAUGUUGGGAGAAUUUGUUGGGUUAGAUCACCAGAUUAUAUUUGGAGCUAUGCUACCUCCAUCACGUGGUUUCAAGGUAUGCACGAAGAGUGGAUGUUCAGACAUGCAACAAAAGUUGAAGUAG
Messenger RNA from Sclerotinia sclerotiorum 1980 UF-70, 165 nucleotides. RefSeq lists its product with no specific name. The record is from RefSeq and is a predicted model, not a curated record. Lineage: Eukaryota; Fungi; Ascomycota; Leotiomycetes; Helotiales; Sclerotiniaceae. Bases 1 to 165 code for a protein of 54 amino acids. The transcript is spliced from 3 exons.